Messenger RNA from Pungitius pungitius (ninespine stickleback), 573 nucleotides. RefSeq names its product transmembrane protein 80-like. Gene Ontology annotation, biological process: non-motile cilium assembly. Lineage: Eukaryota; Metazoa; Chordata; Actinopteri; Perciformes; Gasterosteidae. The transcript has 6 exons. The coding region runs from base 27 to 461 and encodes 144 amino acids. Gene Ontology annotation, cellular component: ciliary transition zone. The record is from RefSeq and is a predicted model, not a curated record.
AGUCAACCCACUGAAGAAAAAACAAAAUGGCGGGGCCCGUAACAGGAAGAUUAGCCAGUCCGCAGGCCUCUGUCUCUUUCCAGCUGUUACUGAAUCUGACAACAGUUUACUUUGUUUUCUAUUUCUUCUUUACUCUUGUCGUGAUCAUCAGAAAGAGCUUGGUGUUGUCUUAUCCCACUGAUGCUCUGGUCUGUGAUGUCUGUCUGCUGUUCCUCCUGGCUAUUCUGGAGUUCCUUCACUUCUACUCUGGAGUGAGGGGCCACCUGACGGAGAGUAAGGGUUUUGUUCUUACUCACCUCAUUACCACCGGGACAACUAUCUUGCUGGCGCUCUACUUCCUGUUAUGGCAGACCUACGUGAUGCGUGUGGACGUGGUCCUCAGUGGUGUCUUACUCUUUGUCUAUGGCUUAGAUGGAGUCAUGGCUUUCAUCACUUUAGCCCGACUGGCCAGCAAGAAAUGAAGAAGCCUUCUCUCCAUUGUUAUGUUGUAUUUUACAGUAAUUGUUAAUAAAAAAAUGAACAAAAAAUACAAAAAUUUGUGCCCCAAUUGAUUAUUUAUAGUAAACAUACCAC